This is a messenger RNA of Oncorhynchus keta (chum salmon), 1367 nucleotides long. RefSeq names its product transmembrane protein 238-like. The record is from RefSeq and is a predicted model, not a curated record. Bases 160 to 486 code for a protein of 108 amino acids. NCBI's taxonomy places the organism in Eukaryota, Metazoa, Chordata, Actinopteri, Salmoniformes, Salmonidae. The transcript is spliced from 2 exons.
GUGUCAGGUAACAUUAUUCACUCGUGAGUCACUGUUUUUACCUGCCAGUGAAGAACCGGAAGGAUACAGUUUGAGUGGAUUCUACUUACAUUUUUAAGAGAUAAACAUUGAAAAGACACUAAUCAAAACGCAUUUGCACCUGUGAUGAGGUGAGUGACCAUGGCGCAGCACUAUGAUGGUCUGUCCCACUGUAAGCUGGCCCUGGCGUUUGCCAUACUGAUGGACCUGCUAGGUGUGUCUGCUCUGCUGGUGGGGGUCUUUGCCCCAUUAGAGAUUAAGGGACAGGACUUUGGGGAUCUGUUGGUGUACUCUGGGGCUCUACUGAUGCUCAUGUCCCUGGGAGGAUGGGUCAUGUGGUACAGCGGGAACCUUGAGGGCCUGACUUCCAGGAAGGAGCUAGGGGGAACCAUGGGUGCCAUGGACCGGCUGGCCCGCUCCCUCAGCCGCAGGAUACGACUCCCCAGGAGCCACAGCAGCCCCUCAUGAUGCUUCAUGGUCAGGCGUAGGAGAAGGGUGUGGUUGUAGGGGAGGGUCCUCACUGUCUCCAUUAGACUAUUGGCCCCUGAUAGUCAAACUGCCUGGGGGUCUGGGAGCGGUAUUGUUAGCAUUGAGGGAGUGCUAUUAAAUGAACCAGGCUAUGGCCCGUGAUGUGAACGGGCAAAAGCGGGGUUGGGAGGAGCGCCCUUCUCAAAUCAAACAGUAAUCUGUGCCGUUCGUUCAUGUUGUCACCAAGGCAGCAUAUGUUCACAUUUUCAAACUAGUUUGAAGGCAGAUAAAGCCUUUUUAUCAAAAAGCAAUCAUUUGUGUAUGUAAAAACCCAGAAUCCUACUCACUAUUCCAUGUGAUUAACCUGUCACUUUUUUUUGAGGUGCUAACUUCGCCGUCGGCCAAAACGGGGCACUGGGCUCACGACCGGGAGGGAGCCAGUUUCCAAAACUAAUGUAAUCAACGCUAACCCGCUUCACCUGGGGCAGGAAUAAGAUUCCAUUUUUAAGAGACAUUUUUUAUAGAACUCCCUCAUCCUUUAACCCAAGUUCCACCGCCUCCACAGUGGAAGAGACUUACAUACUGAUAGUUCACUAGUGUCAAUUACAAGAUGGAAAAACAGUCAGUCAUUGCUUUUUAUUGUGACUUGACCUUUUCUGAAACACCUCCGGUAGAUAACAGAAUUGUAGACUGUCUGAAUAGGAUUUUAAACGAUCAAGCAUGGAGGCUAUUCAUAGUUCACUUGGUUGGUUUGUUUAGGCUUGAAUCUGUAAAUAAUUGGUCUUUAUAUUCAUAAUAAUCCAUGUGUUGUGGUUUUCUUUGAAUCAUAAUAGGGUUUGUAUUAAAUUAUAAAAUUGUAUUAAAACUAUAAAAUAACCUAC